This is a messenger RNA of Monodelphis domestica (gray short-tailed opossum), 9453 nucleotides long. RefSeq names its product RAB39B, member RAS oncogene family (gene RAB39B). Gene Ontology annotation, molecular function: GTP binding; GTPase activity. The record is from RefSeq and is a predicted model, not a curated record. Lineage: Eukaryota; Metazoa; Chordata; Mammalia; Didelphimorphia; Didelphidae. Gene Ontology annotation, biological process: Rab protein signal transduction.
GCAGGAUAUAUAGUGGCUCUAAAGGGGACCUGAGGCCCACAGAUAUCCAGGGAGCAGUCUGGGUGGCUCUGGACUAUGACAAGACAUUUGGAGAAUUCAAGAUUUAUGUGUGUCAGUACAAGAACCUGGCAGUGGCUGAUGGAAGCAAAGGCAGAUCUGACCCGUAUGUCAAAACUUACCUGAUCCCCGACAGCACCCGACUGGGUAAAAGGAAGACAGUGAGGAAAAGGACAGUGAACCCGACUUUCCAAGAAAUGCUGAAGUACAAGAUUGAGAAAAUGGCCCUGAUAGACCAGAAGCUGAACCUCUCCGUGUGGCACAAUGACCUUCUGGGAUAUAAUAUUUUCAUGGGAGAGAUAGAGAUCGACUUGGCCAAGUGGGACUGGGACAAGAGGAAACUCAUCUGGUACACACUUAGAUCCCACAUAAGGAUAGGACAGGCAGAGUAGAGAAGGCAGGGAAGUGCAGUCAUCAGGGGAGACCUCUGGUCAUCCUCCUUCUACCGAUGACUCUCCUAUUCAGCCUCUGCCUUCUUUUCCAGCACUCACUGUAGCCCUCGAAGUGGCACGUGUAGCUGACCAGGGCAGAAGACAGAGCAGGGAAGACUAGCCCCUGCCGAGGUGGCCUGAACUCCGGGCUUUUGGGGAGGUGGCCCACUGCACCAGAACUUUCUUGGCUUCCCCACCCUCCUGCUGACCCAUAUAUAUAUGGAGGCUGAAGCCCACUGAAACCCAAGUCCCUGCCCAAGAUCUUUUCUUCAUGGGAACUCUGAACCCAGCUCCCCUCCCUUGUCUGUGUGCAGUGGAAUGGAUUAAUGAAUGGAGGGGGGGGAGUAUUAUGACUCCUGGGGUUCCCAGCGCCACUCCUAGGUCAGGACUGUGCACAGCCAUCCUUGAGGCCACAGGCUUCUUCCCUUCUCUGCCCUCUCAGCUGGGAGGGCUGUGGGAGGUGUGAGGUGUGCCAGGGUCCCAGGUGAGCUGCACAUCAAGAACCCAUCCCUGGGAGGAAGCCAGCCAUGGCCUUCAGAUGCUGUUUCCCUCUGUCUAAGAGGCCAAGACACAAAGGACUAAGGCUCAUGCCCUCAGAGGCUAGACUUGCCAAGGGCACCCAGGCAACUAGCUCCCUAGUGUCAGGCCUGGCACAAGAACCCUGAUCUCUGGUGGGUGCCCACUGCCCUUUACUGGUCUCCCACAAAGAGUGCUCCCAGGGGGGCCAUGAGCUGUGGCAGGGGGAGAUGAGUCACCGCAGAAGCUCUUAGCCUCUCCCCUCUCCUAGCUCUUUCCCAGCCCUGAGGUCCCUGGGCAAUAGCGAAGGCCUGGUGAGAGCUGGGGGAAUUUUGCUCAGUGGUUUGGGAGGGGAAACCCCCAGCUGUCAGGGAACUCUGGGAGGGCUUUGGGAAUGUGGUCCAGGAAGUUAAGGCAGGGCAGAUGGCAAGGGGACAGCAAAGGGGGAGCCCCAGGGAGGGCUAGAAAUGCCCUCAGGCCUUCCUUGGCCAGGGGGUUCCGCUCAGCUCUAGAUCUAGUCUUGGGCCCUCUGCCUGCCCUCUCCUGACAUAAGCUCUCAUUCUCGUCCCUCAGCUCUCUAAGACAUGCGUGUGUGUUUCCCCUUCGGAUCAGAUCUGUGAUCCCACCCGGGGUCCGUGGUACUGUCCUUACUGGUAUCCAACACAGCUGGUUUCUGCCGCCUCUGGGAGCAUUCUGAGCCUGCCUUUGCCCUUCUCCCCAGCCAAUUUCUCCUGUUGUCGCUCUCUCUGUCAAUGGCAUCCCGCGCUAGCCGCUGAGGCUCAGAGCUCUUCCACCCUCCUCAGGAGCAGUUCGUCCAGAGAAUGUGGUAAGCGGCCGGGCCACCGUGCUCCAGCUAGGCAGGAGAUUACAGUAACGAGUGAUGCCAACGAUGAGUCAGAAUGUUUGGUUCUGCUGGAGCAGCAACCUUCUUUGCUGAAGCCCCCCGAGCUCUUUCCGCGCUCGCUCCGCGCGCGCUCCCAGAACCCACUCGGCUCUGCCCCUGGCCGGGUGCCCGGCCGCCUCCAGCUCUGCCCGCCUCCUCCCCGACGAUGCCCGAUCCGUUCCGCGCCCAAGGCCGCGCUCCGUGGGCACAGUGAAUACCCCGAGCCCGGCCCGAUCCCACAAGGCCGCUCCGGGCCAGCGGGCCCCUCCCCGGGAUGUCCGCCCAGAAGGCGGUAGUGGGCCGGCGCUCAGGCCCGUGACUCGGGCCGCCCCUGCCGAGGACGCCCGCAGCCGCCGCUGGCAGCUGCCCCAGGGCCGCGGGAGGCCGAGCGCCUAGGCUCCGCCCCGCCCCCCCCCCCGACGCCGCGCAGCAGCGGCCCGCGCGCGGGGGCGCCCGCAGCCUCCCGAGCCUCCGCUCCGUCCAGCCGUCCCGCAGCCCGGCCCGCCACCCUGGCGCUGCUUCGGGUCGGAGGCCGACGGCUGAGCUCGGCCAGCAUGGAAGCCAUCUGGCUCUACCAGUUCCGGCUGAUCGUGAUCGGGGACUCCACGGUGGGAAAGUCGUGCCUCAUCCGCCGCUUCACCGAGGGCCGCUUCGCGCAGGUCUCUGACCCCACCGUGGGGGUGGAUUUCUUCUCCCGGCUGGUGGAGAUCGAGCCUGGAAAGCGGAUCAAGCUGCAGAUCUGGGACACCGCGGGCCAGGAGAGGUUCAGGUCAAUCACCAGAGCCUACUACAGGAACUCGGUAGGCGGUCUCCUCUUAUUUGACAUCACCAAUCGCAGGUCCUUCCAGAAUGUCCACGAGUGGUUAGAGGAGACCAAAGUCCAUGUCCAGCCAUACCAGAUCGUGUUUGUUCUGGUGGGUCACAAGUGUGACCUGGACACCCAACGACAAGUGACCCGACAUGAGGCAGAGAAAGUUGCUGCUGGGUACGGUAUGAAGUACAUUGAGACAUCAGCCCGCGACGCCAUUAAUGUGGAGAAAGCCUUCACAGACCUGACUAGAGAAAUCUAUGAGCUGGUCAAAAGGGGGGAGAUUACCAUCCAGGAGGGCUGGGAAGGGGUAAAGAGUGGCUUCGUGCCAAAUGUGGUUCACUCCUCAGAAGAGGUUGUCAAAUCCGAUAGGAGAUGCCUGUGUUAGCCAACAACCCCAUCCUGAUUACUAAAACCCACUGUACUAACUGAACGGCAAUGCCCUGGAGAGUCGUAGCACACUAGCUCAUGCUCACCGCCAGGUGAGAGUGACUUUAGCCACAGAGGAGGAUGACGAUGGAUGUUCCGCUCCCUCUAACCCUCUCUCGAAGUGCAGACCUUGUCAGAGAGGCAGCAGCACAAUGGCGGAUGUUUGUGAUGAGGGUCCGGGGGAGCUGGAACAGACAGAGAAGAGCCUCCAAACACGAGGAGACGAAACAAGCCAAGCCAAGAACUGCCCUGUUCCGAGGGAAUUGUAGUCGAACUGUCUGAGCUCAGGGAUAACUGUCACUCCCUCCCAUGUUCUGCAUUCUCUCUCCAGCCCCAGGUCUUCAGAGUAGUUUCUCCCACAGUAAGAUGGGGGCUGCUUGUGUUGCCCCCCAAUUGUACAGUUCUCAUGGAAAUAAUGACAUUGGACGCUUUUUGAGGGGGUAAGGAGGAGGGGGGAGGAGGGUCCUCCCCUAGGAUUGAGUUGACAUAGGGAACACUUGGUCCAGAACCUCUCUGCUAAUUCACAUCAACACUCCUUGCUUAGCUUAGCGUCUGACAGAGAGAUGCUUGGAGUGAGAAGCUAAAGAAUUUGCCCAGAAUUACCCAGCCAGCAUGAGUCAGAGGCAAGUUUUGAACCCGUGUCUUCCUGAUGAGAAACAGCCAUUUAUCCAGUGGGCCCUGAUCGCUAAUCUGACAAAUUCGAAUCCCAUUGUUCCGUGUGAGGAACACACUCCCCGACUUGAAGGCCCUGAGCAAAUCAAGAGUCUCCAAGUCUUUGUCAUCGGCGGGAAGUGGAGCAGAUGUCACUCGGGUCUGGAAAAUUCACCUAUCUUGCCAGAGGCUUGGCCCUCCACUCUCUAUCCAGCCCUUCUUUGUUUCUGGGAAGCCGGGCCAGCUGCUCGGCCAGGGAGGUAACGGGUGGCAGCCGAGCUCCUCUGCUACUAGGAAAUGGUUCAGAAGCUCCCCUCUGGCGGCUGGCCUUUGGGUUCCAGUUUCCUUGGAGUCAUCCACAUGAAGUUUGGGGCCGAAUCAAGCAGAGAUGCAUUAGCUUGUUGGGAACCUCUGGAAUGGCAGUCAUCUGAUCUGGGAACGGGAAGAACCAAGCACGGAGGGAGACCUUGGGGAGACCACCUAACAUGGCCACCUAGAAAGCCAGGGGCCCCUUGAGAGCGAGUGCUUAGGGUGGAACUGAGGGAUGGCCUUGGGUCAAGGGAACAGCCCUCUGGGCAUACGCAACACUUGGUGAUUAGCCAUCGAUCAGUGGCAGAUCCGUUCCUGAUUUUGCUGCUGUACCAGGCAAGAGAGACGAGGAAAGCCCAAUGAAGGAAAUGAGGAGCUUCUCAGAAUUUCCCUGGCUAGCAGGGAAGGCAGCUUUCACACGUAAAUAGGCAAGGAGAUAGACCUUUAUUUAAUGAAGGAGACACACACACGUACACACACGUAACCAGGUCUAUCUCUUUUCCGAAGGUGGGGAUACUUUACAGUUGGAGCCCAGUCCUGGAGCAGAAAACAAAUGAAGCUAUUUAGCAAGCUGAACACAGCUAGGGGGUGCCCCCAUGCACAGAGAGCCAGACCCAGUGUCGGGAUGGCACCCACUAGCUGUGUGACCCUGGGCACAGUCAACUUCACUGUCAGCCUCAGUCUCCUCACCUGCAAAGUGAGGGUAAUAAGAGCCUCGCGCUCAGAGUUGUGAGGAUCCAGUGAGAAUAUUUGUGGAGUCCUUAGCAAGCCCAACACUUUCCAGAAGUUCAGAGUGUUCCUAUCUCCUCCCAGGCCUGCCUCACCCCCAGCCAAAGAUUAAGGUCAAUAGUUUUUAAGUUGGGAAAAUCAACAGCACAGGAGAUUCAAGGGCUGUGUUGGCUUCCCCAAGGGAACAUGAGCUAGAACCAUUCCUAGCGUUGGCAUUUCUUCCAGGAUCCUCUUUGUAAGGAAGAAAGAAUUAAGUGAGGCACCUGGGAAAUGACCUCUGAAAGGCUGUCCUCAACUUUUGGGAGCUCACACCGACGGAGGCUUGAGGACUCAGUAGUUCCGCCAGCAGCAACUAGCCCACCUUUCUCACCCCAUUUAGGACCCAAAGGUGGCCUAAGCCUAAGAUCGUUCAGGAUUUACUCCACCUGCAUCCAUUUGUCCAGCAGUUGUGGCCUGGGCCCUGCAAACCUUCCACUGGCUGAGUUUUUCAAGGCUCUCCUUCCCCUCCCUUGAUCUCCCAACAAGUCAGACAGGUGGGGUUUCUGGUCCUCAUUUUAUGGAUGCCCCCAAUAGAAUGAUCUGACCCCGAACUGCAACAUCCCCGGCCAGGCCACUGAAGCAGAUCUUGGACUCGAGAGUAGAGGGGGUCUGAGAGAACGUCUGGGCCACCCCAUGCUCUUUCCCUUCCAAUGAUGGGUAGCAGUGGGUAAACCUCCCCAUUUUUUUACUAUUCAGCAGCACAUUUCACUAGGGUACACACCCAGGGAAGCAGCUUCUUUUUCAAAGAGAAAACAUUGAUUUGAUACUCAAUUACUAGAUGAUUUUUGCUCUUAAACCCAGAUUUAGCUAAACCGAAAUUUUCAACGAACUAAACUUUAAAAGUGAGCCAUGACUUGGGGGGGGGGGGAGAGUCCUUGCUUAGGUAGGCCUGGACACACGCCCUGAACUGAGCAUCGUCGGCCUUAUGAGAUCUCCAGUUGGGCUUUUGCAAUGGAGCUUGAAGGCUCACCGAGACGCCACCGUCAGAUCAUGGGCUUUGGAAGUCUAUGAUAGGCCGUUGGGCUGGCUAUUCUAACUCCAAAAGCAUGCUUUCUUGCUCUCCUUAUUUAUAACCUAAUCGUGCUUCCACCACUGAAUGAAUCUAGCAAAGAGGAACUGAGGUCAUCCUCAAAGACAGCCAAUGAUCAAUGAAAGGAAACCCUGAAGGCCUAGCUCACUAAAACGCAGUGACUGGUUGACAGGCACUUGAAUUUAAGGGGCGGGAAUAUUAGCCAGGUGAAAAGGGGGGGGGGCUUCACUUGGAUUCCAAGCACUUUUGAGCAUUGAGCAGAGGAGAGAAUAUUGAAUUCUCAUGAACCAACACGGAAUUGUCAUUGCCCUGGUUUUUGACAGGGUUCUCAUGAGUCAGUCAGGGAAAUGGGCCAGACGUUCCCGACCCAACUCUGCUGUUUGCUGGGUGAAAUUUGGGCACGUCACUUAAACUCUCCAGGCCUCAGUUUCCACCUGUAAAGUGAACAAGUUCCAUUGCACUCAUGAGAUCCUCAUUUGAAACCUGUGAGAAAUGAGAUUGGGCAGAGUGGAGAGAGGUGUCCAAUGGCAGAUCACAAGGCUCUUUGCUUCUUGGUGCAUACAUCUGAGGUUGGGGGAAUGGAUAAUACCUUGGACCACAGAAUUGGGAUCCAAAAAACCUGCUCGGCCAAAUCUAAGAAGAUUAAAUGUAAUGAGGGUUAUGUGAAGGCCUAACAAAUGGAUGUGCAGUAGUCCAGGAUGGGGAGAUAUGGCAGCAAAAUAGCAAAUAUGCAAGGGAGAAAAUUAGAAGGCCAAGUCAUUCCAGAGGGUAGUCAGAAGACAGGAGAGAGGGACUGCUGCUGUCUCACAAGCAUUUGAGGGGCCCCCAACAGAGCAGCAACUUGGUCCUAAAUCGGGAUGGAAAGGUGGAAGAUAGAAAGCAACAUGGUCCUGGUCAUUCUUUUUGGAUUUCGCUAAAGGGCUCAGAGCUGUUGCAUGCCUUCUUCUCUCAUCUGCGCCUGUUGAUGUCCUAAUUUGCCUUCCCCCUUGGACUUCUGGCCCCCGUUUGUCCCUCUGGGAGCCAAGUCUCUCCAGAAACCUGGUCACGCCUCCUUCCCGUAGUAGAAGUGGGGUUGGGAAGACACGACCCCUUCUUGGAGAAGCUGGUCUCCUAAAGUGUCCAACACGGACCUUCCACUAAUGCCCAAGUGGAGCUGGCCAUCCCUCUUCCUGCCUGUGUGGGUCUGCAUCUCAAGUCCUAAUCAGUCUUCUGCUAAAAAUCUUGUCCUGUCCCAUUCCUUCCCGGGACGAAAGGAAUUCCUCUGUACUUCCCCAGAACCAGUGCAGGUACUAAGCUCCCCUUUGUGGUGGAUCUGCAAGUGGAGGCAGGCUAAUCAUUUACUGAGGAUGGAGGAACCCUUUCAACUCUAAAUCAAUGAUCCAAAAGCUCACAGACAUGGAAAGGAGGAAUAGGGAAGCUGAGAGCAAGGGGUUUCAAUCAGCUCUCUGGCAGGGCAGGUGAUCACAGUAUCUUCCUCGAUUUGACUUUCUGGGCCCAGAAAAUGGGGGAAGAGGUGGAUAGGUGGACUUUGGGGCCCUCCCAGCUCUCAGUCUUGGACUCUUCUAGUGAGGGGUGGUAGAUGAUAAAUCAUCACAAACUUUCCAGUUCACAGUUCCAUUUCCCAAGGACCUUGUCUUAAAGAAACAGUAUCACAGUCGGAUAAUGGCAGAUAUCAGUGUUCUGAGACCACUACAUGCAAAUGGGGGGGGAGGGGAGGAAGCAGCCUAGUAUCAGUCUCUUGAGGCAUUCAGGAACUUUCUCCAAGGAGCCCUCUGAUCAGUUGUAGGACUGGAAGGGGAAUUGGGGGUUUUCUAAUCCAACCCCUUCAUUUUACAGAGAAAGAAAGCAAGGCACCCAGCGUCAGGGCCUGGCACUGCAGAGCAUCUGAUCUCUCCUUUGGUCUUCUCAACAGUCUUCUCUUUGUGACCUUGGGUAGGUCACAUCCCAUUCCCAUUCCCAUUCCCAUUCCAGCUCUCCAUUUCUUCUUUACAAUGAGGUUGUAGAGGUAAUAAAUAAUCCUAAUCUCUGGCUUCCCCUUCAAGUUGGUGACAUUGGUCACAAAAGUAUAUUCUUACUCAUUCCCCAUGAUUCCCGAUGAGAGAAAAACUGGAGGCCAGAUGACACCCAAGCUGGUCCUUUUCAGGGUUUGGCCUUCGUGGAAGGGGGCAUGCCCAGUCCCAAAAUAUCACUCACUUGAUUUGGAAAUUCCCAUGUGAAGGUGGGCUUGCCAUAGAUUGCAAAACAAUAAAGCCACAGGGAAAGAGCCCAAAUAGGGUCAAGUGCUAAGUGCUGUCCCAAAGCUGGAGCUGGGGGGUGGGGGGGGCAGCGAUUCUGACUCCUGUCUCUGCACUUAUCAACUAUCAGGCCUCCCUGACCUCUUUUCUCUCCAGUAAAAGGAGAUACUUUAACCUUCUAAUCCCUUGAUUGUGUGCAGGGAGGGAUAGCCUAGACUGAGCUAGAACCCUCACCUUGGUCAGCUCCCCAAUCCCAACACAAGCCAAAACAGACAAUGAAUUACUUUAUCCUAGCUUUCCUUCAAGGCCCAGGUCAGGUGCCACCUCCAUCAGGAAGGGCUCGGGACACUUGGGGAAGAUUAUUCCUAUGCAUCUGGCAUGUUAGAAAGCAUGUUCUAGGUGGCUUGUACUUCGUGAAUUCCAGAUCCUUCUGAGCAGGGCCUGGGUCAUUUAUCAUCUGUGACCCCGGCACCUAGCCCUGGUCUUUAACCUGGUGGAUGGAAUGGUACUUUAGGCAUUGCCGAGCUCAAGAGAAUGAAGUGUUUUGGUUGAGGAAAUCAGCUGCAAGGCUUUAUAGUGAUCAAAAUUGGCAAAGCCAACAGCUGGACCAACAUGAGCCUUUGUCACCUGCUCUCAUUCCUGCUGUUAGCAGGAAAGCAAGAUGAUCUCAUGGAUCAUUGAAUUCAGCUGUCCUGGAAAGGGCAAUGACAACACUUCUGGAGGGUCUUUGCUAGAAACAUCCAUCCUUAUCUGUGCGUUCGCAGCUGCAGGUUCUGAUGGGGAAGAUGGAGCCAGGAACCAACCAGAAAGUCUGUUGUUCAAAGCACACGUUUCAGUGGUCUCCUAAUUGGACCCUCAGCAGACGGUGAACUGCUUCCUGCCGAAGGACUUCAAAGGACUCUGCUUUACCUGCUCGCCCACUCUCUAGUUAGGUCCAAUGAACGUGAGAAAAGACAGAAACUGCCUUUUGUGGUACCCACAGAUCCCGUUAAGAACUGCAUGUUGGAGCCCAGAUCCGGGGUCCGAGUUUCAAAAAGAACCCCCCCCCCAUAUUACUAUAUACUUCCCCUUGCCUUCUGUUAUGCACUGUAAUGAAAUGUGGGGGAAAUGCUGUAUUUUGUUGUCUGUGAAUCAAAACAUGCUUGUAUUGAUUAAAAUGGUCCCAAAUGUGGUUGUGAGGUUCCACAUGUACGGAAAACACAACAAAUCCAGCGAGCCAAAAUCCAUUUCUUUUUCCUCAGUCAUCGUUCUGUGUUAAUGGAUGUUCAGCACCAACACUAAGAGUUCAGUAUAAAGGAGACCAAUAAAAAGCCCAAUGUACAUUGUUCACGCCACAA